GCACAUAAACGACUGCUGUUCGGCUGAUAUCAGUUCCAAUCCAAAGAGUGAAAUUAAUUUAUUACUGCCCAAACCGCUACUGGACAAGAAUUCUUCAUUUCAUUUAAUAAAAACCAACCGAAAACAUAAUCGUUCGUAUACGUGUGCAUACCAUCCUCAUAGUGAAUUAGUUAACAUUUUAAAUUUUAUUCAAAGUGUAACGUUUUAGAAAGCAACAAAAGAAAAGAAAAACUUAAAAAUCAUGUCCGGCCUACCGCUGUUAACAACUGAACCCGCUUAUCAAAAAUUGCAACAAUACUACAAUGAGAAUGGCAGUAAAAUUAAUAUCAAUGAACUCUUUGCUAAAGAUGCUGGGCGAUUUGAUAAAUUCAGCUUACGUUUGAAAACACCCAACGAUGGUGAUAUUCUUUUGGAUUACUCGAAAAAUCGUGUCACCCCUGAAGUAUGGUCUAUGUUGUUGGAUUUGGCCAGAUCUCGUAAGCUUGAAGAAGCCCGGCAAGCUAUGUUCUCUGGUGUACAUAUAAACAUCACUGAAGAUCGGGCUGUCUUGCAUACAGCAUUACGUAAUCGGUCCAGCGAUGCCGUCCUGGUUGACGGUAAAGACGUUAUGCCAGAAGUACGUGCCGAAUUGCAACACAUGAAAGAGUUCACCAAUCAAGUGCUCUCGGGAGUUUGGCGCGGAUGCACUGGCAAACAAAUUGUCGAUGUGGUCAAUAUUGGUAUUGGUGGCUCAGACUUGGGUCCAUUGAUGGUUACCGAAGCUCUCAAGCCUUACUGCAAGGGAUUGAGAUCACAUUUUGUGUCAAAUAUUGAUGGUACUCACAUGGCAGAGGUUCUCAAGAAAGUUAGCUAUGAAACAACUUUGUUCAUUAUCGCCUCAAAGACUUUUACAACCCAAGAGACAAUCACUAAUGCUACAUCGGCAAAGACAUGGCUAUUGGAACAUGCGAAGGAUCCCUCUGCAGUAGCUAAACAUUUUGUUGCUCUCUCAACAAACAAAGAGAAAGUCACUGCUUUUGGAAUCGACAGCAAGAACAUGUUCGGCUUCUGGGAUUGGGUUGGAGGACGCUAUUCCCUAUGGUCAGCAAUUGGUCUAUCGAUUUGCCUAUCAAUUGGUUUUGAAAACUUUGAAAAUCUAUUAGAAGGAGCCUACUACAUGGAUUCACACUUUAAAACAGCACCAUUGGAAGCCAAUGCACCUGUUAUCCUAGCCCUUCUUGGAGUCUGGUACUCCAACUUUUAUAACGCAGAAACACACGCUCUGCUGCCCUAUGAUCAAUAUUUGCAUCGGUUUGCGGCUUAUUUCCAACAGGGUGAUAUGGAAAGUAAUGGCAAAUUCGUAACCAAGAGCUCAGAAGUUGUAAACUACAAUACCGGCCCAAUUGUGUGGGGUGAACCCGGCACCAAUGGCCAACACGCCUUCUAUCAAUUGAUUCACCAGGGUACUCGUCUCAUUCCUUGUGACUUUAUUGCGCCGGCAGUCACUCAAAAUCCAAUCGCUGGCGGUAUCCAUCAUAAAAUUCUACUCGCCAAUUUCUUGGCUCAGACUGAGGCAUUGAUGACAGGCAAGUCCGAAGCACAGGCCAAAGCCGAACUCGAAAAGGCCGGUAUGUCUGGUGAGAAACUCGAGAAACUACUGCCACAUAAAACAUUCAAAGGCAAUCGUCCAACUAAUUCAAUUGUUGUAAAGAAAGUCACACCCUUCACCCUUGGUGCAAUUAUUGCAAUGUACGAACAUAAAAUCUUCACACAGGGUGUUAUUUGGGACAUCAACUCCUUCGAUCAAUGGGGCGUUGAAUUGGGCAAGCAAUUGGCUAAGGCAAUUGAACCCGAAUUAGCUGAUGGCAGUCCAGUAUCAUCUCAUGAUGGCUCAACCAAUGGCCUCAUUAACUUCAUUAAAUCCAAUUGGUAAACUAAAUUGAUUCCUCAAAAUAUCAACAACAACAAAAACAAAAUACUUUCGACAAAACAGGAAAAAAUUAAUAAGAUAAAUCUCAAAUUAUUGUUUUGAUUAUGUGUUUAAGUGAAAAGAUAAAGAUAAAGUAAACUAGUAACUAGCAACAAUGGCCAUGUACACGCAGAGAUUUAAAGAAAAUGGAAAAAAAAAGAAAAGAGAAAAGAAAAUUAUUUAAUUGUUGUCCUAUGUUUUAGAAAUUAAAAGAAAAUUGUUUUUUAAAUGUAAGUAGAAAUUCACUUGUGCGGUAAUGGAAUAGAAGUGCUAUUACAAACAAAAAAUGUUAAAUUGCAGAGACAAAACACUAAUGUCCGAAUAAUUAUACCACUUUUAUACAAACAUAUAUUGUAUUGUUAUCAUAUUAAUUUAUCCGUUAUUCAUCAAAUUGUUUUUGUUCACUUUAUGUGAAGGGAAUCCCAGUAAAUCCGGCAAUGUUUGAAUGCAUUUGAUAAAUAACGAAAGUUUUAAUGUGUAUCAAUACGUAUUUUGUGUGUAAAUGGGGUAAAUAAAUAGGCAUAUAUGUAUACAAAUAAUAUAUUGUACAAAAAAAAAUAAGAUGAAAACUAUUCUGUAUGUGAACAAGAAAAUAAAAAAAUAUACAUCACACUAUAAGCUUAAUUGGAUGUUAGAUAUAAAAUCAAUGUAA
This is a messenger RNA of Eupeodes corollae, 2600 nucleotides long. It is a transcript of the gene Pgi, whose product is annotated as glucose-6-phosphate isomerase. Gene Ontology annotation, biological process: glycolytic process; gluconeogenesis; glucose 6-phosphate metabolic process. Gene Ontology annotation, molecular function: monosaccharide binding; carbohydrate derivative binding; glucose-6-phosphate isomerase activity. The transcript has 5 exons. Gene Ontology annotation, cellular component: cytosol. Lineage: Eukaryota; Metazoa; Arthropoda; Insecta; Diptera; Syrphidae. The record is from RefSeq and is a predicted model, not a curated record. Bases 242 to 1912 code for a protein of 556 amino acids.